UAGCACCACAAGAAUUCACAAUAUGCCCUACGCACAAUGAGCACCUCUCUAUCUUCGUCUCUCCAUCCCAGCGGUACUCGGCUGGAGUAUCUGGUGAAGGUGAUCAUCCAUGACGUGCGGGAUUUGGUCUUCAAGGAGGGCGACCAGACCGUCCUGCCGUCUCCCUAUGUGGAGGUCAAGGUGCGGGACACAGUCAAGCGGACGUCCACCAAGCCGCAGACGGCCACGACCUUUUACAAUGAGAUACUGUUAUUCCAAGACCUGUCGCUGAGCAGCAAGGAGUUCAGCACCUCCACCAUCGAUGUCAGGGUGUACCACCAGUACAUGUUCACCACGCCACUGGUCGGCCAGUAUGUGGUGGCCUUCCCCGUGGCCUACGGCAGGCCCCAGCACUACAUCCACCGCCAGUGGGUGCUGCUCUCACAGCCAGCGGGGGAACCCGGCGAGGUCAAGGUGAGUGAGGAUGGAUGGAAAGAUGCCUCGCUGCAUGCCGUCUCUCUGCCUGUCUCAAUCAAUCGCUGUCUCUUGUCUUGUCCAGGGCUAUCUGCGUUUGAGUGUGGGUGUGUUUGGUCCGGGUGAUGUGCUGCCGUCUGUCAAGGACACCGGAGCAGACGUCAGCCGAAACAAGCAUCUGUUUGGCCGUUUUGUUCUCAGUGUUCCUCCUCGUGGCUGUUGCAGGAGGAGGGCGGCGCGGCUGCAGAGGCAGGCGGGGCGUCAGACAUGCGAUUUGACGCCUACCAACUCAAUGUAGGAGCACAUGACCCCCGCCCACCCACCCCUACUUCCCGUGUCUGUCUCCUGCCUCCCUCCCUUGUGCAGGUCAACAUCCACCGCGCCCUGGACCUGCCUCGUGUGGAGGGUUUCCUGACGGCGAUUAACCCCUUCGUGCAGGUCAAGUUCAUGGGGCUGGUGUGCACCUCCGCCACGCUGUACGACAGCGUCAACCCUGAGUGGAAUGAGACCAUCCGAAUACCCGUCAUCGUGCCAUGCAUGGAGAGGGUGGUCGUGUGUGAGGUCUGGACACACCACAUAUCACAAACCACCUUCAUCGGCAUCGACACCAUCGCAUUCGAUCGACUCCUGGAGGAGCGCAUGAAGCCGAGAUGGACCAACCUCUACUGGCACCCGCCCGCUGCGGGUACGCGUAUGCCAGCCAAGCUUUCUCUCAAGAUCCAUUGUCUUCGUUGGUAUGUGUCGUCGCUUCAGGCAUGUCGAUGAUGUUGGAUCGGCUGGGUGCCCUGGCGCUUGGCAGCAAGGAGACAUCGCAGCAGCCUGUCUACGCCGGCAGAAUUCUCCUCUCAGCGUCGCUCCAGAAGACCACCACGCCACAACGAAGUAAGCCAAAUUGCACAAACUGAAAGAAGCCCACUUGUCUCCACUCUGAUCCGCCACAACCUAUGUGUGCAGCGUCUGCGCCGUGUCCUCGGGCUACCGAUCCCCCCAGCCAGGAGUUCUGCAUCUGGACUGACCUAUACGAGGUGGCGGGGCUCGACGCGUUCUCGCCGACAGAGAUAAAGGUCAGUAGCACACAUAUGCAACACUUGAUGGAUCGUAAACGUCGGUCGGUGUCUCUUCCGUAUGCAGGUAGAGGUGUGCAUGGGUCCGGUGAUUUGGCGGUCGCGGACGGUCAAGAAGGCAGACGAGGCGAGCUUUGUCUUCGACGAUGCGGGAGGAAGGCUAGAGGAAAGGAAGAUCGACCUGCCUGGUCGAUACGUGAACGGACACCAAAAGGGACGCAAGCACGCUCGGCAAUCAUGCGUUCUUUAUCUGUUUGGCAGAGCCAUCUGAGGCCUUUGAUUUGUGUCUGUACGUCAUAGGGUCCUCAUUCUUCAAAGGCACACAAAGGUGACUUCAUGGUGGUCAGUAUUCUUAUUCUGCAGCCUUGUCUUGUGUCUCACUCAGGAUCGCUUUCCUGCGGGUGCCCUUCGUGGAGGUGUUCAAGAGCGGCAGUGGGCCCAAAUGGCACAGUUUGCAGCCCUACCAGGAGGGCUCGGCCGUCGAGGGCAGCAUCCUGGUCAGCUUCUGCGCCAUGGAGAGCAGCAAACAGCCCGUCAGGCGGGGGAGGGUCGCUUACAGCCGGACAAAGUAAGCAGACAGAGGGAGAGAGCCGGCGGGGCGGGGCGGGGCAGCUCCUUCAUGACUGUUGCGAUUGGUCCUUCUGUAGGUGGCUAUUCCGUGUAUAUACCAAGCAGUGA
Molecule: messenger RNA, 2195 nt
Organism: Vitrella brassicaformis
Lineage: Eukaryota; Vitrellaceae
Source: the annotation of a GenBank genome assembly